AUGAUUGUUAACCAACACAAGGAAACCCUUAAACGACUAAGUUCAAAAGUCAUUAAUAACCUUUACUUACUAAGCGGAGCUCCCAAUCCACGUGCAGUUAACAAAGUUUCCAAAAUUGAGUCCUUUUUGUCCCAAUACCACUUGUAUGCUAUACAAUUUCAAAAUUUGCAUAAACAAAACACACUUGGCAUUGAUGUUGGGUUCAAGAAUUUUUCUUAUUGCAAAACUACCGGCAAAGAGUUUCCACUAGAAAUCACCAAAUGGGAGAAAUUACAACUUUACCAAAAGUUUGGUACUGAUUACCAAAAUAUACUCCAGGAGAAUUCCAUACUUGAUAAACAACGAUACAACUGUCAUAUUGCAAACAAAUUAGUUUCAUAUUUAAACCUUGAAUCAUGCAAUGUGAAAAUCAUGGAGGUGCAAAGAACAAGGUCUGGAGGGAACCUGGCAACACUUCCCAUUGUGCAAGAUAACCGUGAUUUGGAACGAGCCAUAUUUGGCAAAGUUUAUCCCGGGAUUCUUUUCCCAGUAGAGGUCAACAAAAUGAUCAAUUACUGGGUUUAUGCACAUGUCAACCAGGAGUCAAAGAAGAAAUUGACUCAAUACAGAAAAAAAUGGCGCGCUGAACUCGUUUUGAGUUGGUAUGGAAAACUAUACACGUUACCGGGGUUUAAAGAACAACAUUUGACGAAAAAGGGCUUAUUGGAAUUUUUGGAUUUAGAUGCGCGUGAAAAGAUUGAUGAUCUAAUAGACUCAUUGCUUUACAACUUAUACAUAAACUCGACAUUUAGUAAUUUGAAAGAGUUUGGAAAAUGUUUGCAUGAAGGAAACAAUGAUUUAACUGGUGUUGUGGAGAAAAGGUUACGAUUUCAUCGUGACCUACUACAACCUAUUUAUGACAAAUAUGAGUUGAAAUGGAAAGAUGUAAAUUGA
Messenger RNA from Lodderomyces elongisporus, 933 nucleotides. RefSeq names its product cruciform cutting endonuclease (gene CCE1). Lineage: Eukaryota; Fungi; Ascomycota; Pichiomycetes; Serinales; Debaryomycetaceae. Gene Ontology annotation, cellular component: mitochondrion. Gene Ontology annotation, molecular function: flap-structured DNA binding; DNA endonuclease activity; crossed form four-way junction DNA binding. The transcript has a single exon. The record is from RefSeq and is a predicted model, not a curated record. Bases 1 to 933 code for a protein of 310 amino acids.